UCCUUUCUUCUCUAUGCUCAAUCGCUCUUAUCUUCACCAGUUCCAGACCCAGAAUCCAUUGUUGAAGAAGUUCACAAGAGCAUUAAUGCGUCGGUUACAGGAAGAAGGAAGUUAGGUUAUCUCUCAUGUACGACCGGUAACCCAAUCGACGACUGUUGGCGAUGCGACCCACACUGGGAGAAAAACCGCCAACGCCUCGCCGACUGCGCCAUCGGGUGUAGACAUGGCUACUUCCAUGUGGUGAACAAUGACUAUACACAUUGGGAGAUGUAUGCGAUUGGAGGAAGUGCUAAUCCUACGAUCAAUAGUCAAGGGAACAGAUUUGUGGCACCGAAUAUUCGAUUCAGCAAGGAAGUGACUAAGCACGAGGAUGCUCCAGAGAGCGAGUGGAAGAGCUGGAACUGGAGAUCCUCUGGAGAUUUGUUGCUAAACGGUGCGUUUUUCACGCAUUCAGGUGGUGCUGCCUCCUCUAGCUAUGCCAAGGCUUCGAGCCUUGGGGCUCGACCGUCUUCUCUCGUUGGACCAUUGACGUUGGGUUCUGGUGCACUGAAUUGCCGUAAGGGUGCACGUUGCUGA
Molecule: messenger RNA, 576 nt
Organism: Thlaspi arvense
Lineage: Eukaryota; Viridiplantae; Streptophyta; Magnoliopsida; Brassicales; Brassicaceae
Source: the annotation of a GenBank genome assembly